Molecule: messenger RNA, 1342 nt
Organism: Macroventuria anomochaeta
Lineage: Eukaryota; Fungi; Ascomycota; Dothideomycetes; Pleosporales; Didymellaceae
Product: DnaJ-domain-containing protein
Exons: 2
Coding region: 231-1022 (263 amino acids)
Cellular component (GO): cytoplasm; nucleus
Molecular function (GO): heat shock protein binding
Source: RefSeq, a predicted model, not a curated record
CCUCGACUCCAGACCCCACGCCGCACACGCUCAUUUAAUUGGAUUUUGGAAACUCACUAUUGUCGCUCCUUACACAGGUCAACUCUGUCAGCUGUGCCUCCUCCGUCAUCUUCGCUUUUGUCAAUCUUUCCGGUACUUCACCAUCCUGUCCGCGUACGACUGCGGUCCUCCGUCGCCAUUCUUGUCAUCAUUAUCGUGGGAGUGUAUGAAGCGCAGGCGUACCAUUAAUCAUGUCUGGGUUCAUCGAGGAGCUUUUUCUUAGGCUUGCGUGCGAAACACCGCUUCCGCGUAGCAGCGCCGCCGGCCGCAGGGCAGACAAACCAUUCACUACAAAGCCAUAUACCCGAGCUCAAGCAAAGGUCGAACAGCAAGCUGAACUUUUGCCCAGCCCACAUCUGCAGUCCUCCACAACCCGCAAGAAGCGCGCCCGUAAGUCUGAGUUCGAUAUCUUCAUCGACGCUGACGCUGCAAACACUCCGCUUUCCCCAUCGCCAAAGAAGCUCAAGUCGAAUGGACGCGUUCCGCUUUCCGUCAGAACAAAUUCCGGAAACGACACUCCAGUACCCUCUCCUCGCUUUCCUAACACACCCUUCCCCUUCUCACGUUCGGAUCCGCUGUGGGAAAACGUCGAGAACUACGACACUCGUCCCUUCUACAUGACGCCUCCUCCAACUCCAGGCGGCCCCUCGCCUGCCCCAUCGCCAUCACCGUUCGCUUCUUCAUAUCGUGCAACUCGGUCAGCCCGAACCCGCCGAGUUUCUUCCACCAAACAACUCCCCCCACCCAAGGACAAGACCCUCUAUACGGUUCUCCAGUUGGACGACUGGAAGGCAACCAAGGAGGAGAUCAAGAUAGCAUACAGGAAGGUUGCUGUUGAUAACCACCCGGACAAGGUUGCUGAAGGUCAGAGGGAGGACGCCACGCACAUGAUGCAGACCGUCAACGCCGCGAAGGAGGUGCUCUUGGAUGACAAGCGCCGCAGGGCAUAUCAUUCAAGCGGGAAGCUCCCUUGGAAUACUUGAAUCUGGCGUUGGAUGACGGUAUUUGGAGCUCUUAUUGGCCGAAAAAUUUUGCUUCACUCUAUCUCAGGUUUUGUCACACUAUUGGAGGGAAAGAACACGACGUCUACUUGAGUUUGCACCGCACCAUGAUUGGCAUGGGGAUCUACUUCAGAGUAGCGUUGGCACGAUACAGUCAUGGAUCAUCAGGAAAAAUUUAUUCACUUAGCUACGAAUACAGCGCCUCUUUGGGUCACGUACUGUAUUGGUCUUGGUUCCAACCUGUGCAUGCGCAGUUUUGGCGCUGCGAUGCUAAUUCUGUCUUCUUUUGAUGCCGCUGUCUA